UGUUCUUUCUCUUCUUUUCAAAUUUCAGUUGUUAUCAGAAGAUUGGAAAUUUUCGCGGUUGCGAUAAUUGAAAGAGUUGCCUUUCAGAAUGGCUGGUGUAUCGCUUGACGCUGUUAAUCAAUACAUUGACGAGCACAUGAGCAAUUUCAAAGAAGGUCUUCGAGAUGCAGUUGCUAUUAAAAGCGUAUCGUCUAAUAGAGACCAUCGAGGAGACGUCAUCCGAAUGAUGGAAACGGCUGCAUCGAGAAUGGAAAACAGUUUAGGAAUGUCAGUUGAACUAAGAGAUCUUGGCCUUGACCCAAAUUAUCCCGAUGGAGAUGUUCAACUUCCACCUGUGAUUCUUGCUUCACUUGGAAAUGACCCGACCAAGAAAACCCUGUGCAUUUAUGGUCAUCUUGACGUUCAACCGGCAGAAAUGUCAGAUGGCUAAUCAUCCUCCUUUGAAUUGACAAUUGUUGAUGACGAAAUGUUUGGUCGCGGAUCGACUGACGACAAGGGACCUGUCCUUGGAUGGUUGAAUUCAAUCGAAGCUUUCCAGCAAACAAACACCGGUAUUCCUUUAAAUUUGAAGUUUGUGCUUGAAGGUAUGGAGGAAAGUGGAAGUGUUGGUUUGGCAGAUCUUAUCAAGGAGGAAAAAGAUCUAUUUUUCAAGGAUGUUGAUUUCAUUGCUAUAUCCGAUAACUAUUGGCUUGGUACUUCAAAACCUUGUUUGACUUAUGGUCUUCGAGGUAUCAUCUAUUUCCAUGUCAAAGUGAAUUGUGCCGACAAAGAUUUACAUUCUGGAAGCCAUGGUGGACCUGUGUAUGAAGCAAUGUCGGAUGUGGUUGCAUUGCUGUCCACGUUAACUGACGAAAAGGGAAAAAUAUUGAUACCAGGUGUUAAUGAUUCCGUUCGUGAAUUGACUCCUGAAGAGGAAGCUCUCUAUGACGAUUUGGAUUUUGACAUGAAUGUCUACCGUGAGCAACUCGGUGCACACGAGCUGACAACUUCUAACGAGAAAAAUACACUCAUGAGACGUUGGAGAUAUCCAUCCUUAUCCAUUCAUGGAUUUGAAGGUGCGUUUUCUGGCCCUGGUGACAAAACCGUCAUUCCAUAUGAGGUGAUAGGAAAGUUCUCAAUUCGCCUUGUACCUGAUCAAGAUCCUGAAGUGAUUGGACAGUUAGUUAUCGAUCAUCUUAACUAUGUUCACAGACAAAGAGGAAGUCCAAAUAUCAUGACUCCGACUUACUCCAACGGGGCUUCACGUGCUUGGCUCGGAGAUUUCGAGAACCCAGUGUUUGAAGCUGGAAAGAUGGCUACAUUAGAUGUCCAUAAUGUGGAGCCUGACUACACCCGCGAGGGAGGUAGCAUUCCAGUUGUUUUGACACUCGCCGAGACCACUGGCAAGGACUGUGUGCUUUUGCCGAUGGGAAGGUCUGAUGAUGGUGCUCAUUCUCAAAAUGAAAAGUUGAACGUGACGAAUUUUCAUGCUGGUAUGAAGCUGUUUGCUGCAUAUAUUAAACAUCUCGAUACGUUAACAAGAGGUGCUGGAAAACAGACGUGCACGAUGAAAUGAAUCUGACGUCAGCUGAAUUAGCUUUGGAACACGAGAUUAAAAGACAUCUUCUAAUGAAUUGCUUCGUCGAAUACGCAAUUUGAAAAGCACAAGUUUCUAAAUUACGCAUGUAGACCUUGAACACUUAACUUUUUAAAUUUUAAUCCAUAAUUAUGUACAAUUAAGAAUUUUCACUGGUCAGAUGUUAUUAAUUAGAGCACGGACACACAAUUGACGUCAUACGACUUCAGUUUCGCUUGUUGUAAUCACACUUUCACGUUCAAAAGGAAGAAGAAUGAAAAUAGAAAA
Xenia sp. Carnegie-2017 is the source of this 1843-nucleotide messenger RNA. RefSeq names its product cytosolic non-specific dipeptidase-like. NCBI's taxonomy places the organism in Eukaryota, Metazoa, Cnidaria, Anthozoa, Malacalcyonacea, Xeniidae. Gene Ontology annotation, biological process: proteolysis. The record is from RefSeq and is a predicted model, not a curated record. Gene Ontology annotation, molecular function: peptidase activity.